Molecule: messenger RNA, 807 nt
Organism: Fulvia fulva
Lineage: Eukaryota; Fungi; Ascomycota; Dothideomycetes; Mycosphaerellales; Mycosphaerellaceae
Exons: 4
Coding region: 1-807 (268 amino acids)
Source: RefSeq, a predicted model, not a curated record
AUGAAGACCAUCAACCUCAACGGCGAUGCCGCCAUCACCGUGGGCGACGACCCUAACACUCAGAUUCUAAUCUACGCCUCCUCCGCCGUCCUCGCACAGGCCUCGCCUCAAUUUGCAGCACUUUGGCAGACCAGCGAGAUCGUGACUGACCUCUAUUUCCCCAACGACAGCCCAGUUGCGUUUGCCUGUCUGAUUAUGAUUUUACACCGCUGCCACGACGGCAGUACCUUGUUAGAGCCGGCACAGAUGAUAGACUUCGCCACGAUAGCGCUCAACUACGGCUGCGUCGACAAGGUCAAAGGAACACCCGGCCUCUUUCCGCCAGAGACCAUGAUGCGCUACAUCGCCAGGGAUGCCGAAGCGGUUCGCAAUCUCGCUGUGUCGGCGUACUUGCUGGAUUGCCCGGAACUGUUUGAGAAGUACACCAGGCUGCUCCUCUUGACGACAGAGUCGACGUUGGCGUUAGCAACGAGCACGAUCGGGAAGAUGGUGCCGGUUGCUGUGUGGUUCUUCCACCACAAUCUUCUCAAGGCCGUUGCGGACGUAGGUCUAGAUGAUCUUGGAGGAAACAAUCUGCAGACCAUGUUCACGAAGAUCUAUGAUCUUCAAUACCCUAAGCUCGGAACGCAGGCACACUGUGGCGAAUGCUACAGCCACAAGUAUCCUCAUGGAGGCGAGAGUUGGGACAAGAUCAAGGAAGUCCUGCACGAGAACUGUGUUGGACUGUGUCUGGAUUGUGUUCUGAGGGAGAGGGUUGACGUGGCGAGUGAUGAGGCCGACGGAUAUGUACAGAUCCUUGACAGCUAA